CCGCGGGAAGCAGCGGAGGAGCAGGCGCGCUCCGGACCCGAAGGAGGGCACCGUUAAAGCUUUGCCAUCAAUUGUGAGCCCAGUGAGUCCGUCCUAAGCUAACACACUAACUCUACAGCCCUCACGCCCCCAAACCACCGAAGGCGGCGACACCUGAUCCAGCGCACAAACACGGGUCCCUUCUGUCCCCGGAUACAAUUACGCGGCAGAGACACAUUCAAACUCACGCGCAGCAGCCAAGAGCCGAGCUAUGAAGUCUUACACUCCGUAUUUCAUGCUCCUGUGGAGUGCUGUUGGGAUGGCGAAGGCUGCCAAAAUCAUCAUUGUGCCGCCAAUUAUGUUUGAAAGCCAUAUGUACAUUUUCAAGACACUAGCCUCAGCCUUGCACGAGAGAGGCCACCACACAGUGUUUCUUCUCUCCGAAGGCAGAGACAUCGCGCCAUCUAAUCAUUACAGCCUCCAGCGCUACCCAGGGAUUUUUAACAGUACCACCUCGGAUGCUUUCCUGCAGUCCAAAAUGCGGAAUAUUUUCUCUGGGAGAUUGACAGCAAUCGAACUGUUUGACAUACUGGAUCACUAUACCAAGAACUGUGAUAUGAUGGUUGGCAACCGUGCCCUGAUUCAGGGUUUGAAGAAAGAAAAGUUUGACCUGCUGCUGGUGGACCCUAACGACAUGUGUGGAUUUGUGAUAGCCCAUCUGUUAGGGGUUAAAUAUGCUGUAUUUUCAACUGGCCUUUGGUAUCCUGCAGAAGUGGGUGCUCCUGCCCCAUUAGCUUACGUCCCAGAGUUUAACUCACUCCUCACAGACCACAUGAACUUGCUGCAAAGGAUGAAAAAUACCGGCGUUUACCUCAUUUCCAGAUUAGGGGUCAGCUUUCUGGUUCUUCCCAAAUAUGAAAGGAUAAUGCAGAAGUACAACCUGCUGCCAGAGAAGUCAAUGUACGACUUGGUCCAUGGGUCCAGUCUGUGGAUGCUGUGUACAGAUGUGGCACUGGAGUUUCCGAGACCCACUCUGCCUAAUGUUGUGUACGUAGGAGGAAUCCUCACCAAACCGGCCAGCCCACUACCAGAAGAUCUCCAAAGGUGGGUGAAUGGUGCUAAUGAACAUGGCUUUGUCCUGGUAUCUUUCGGAGCUGGUGUCAAGUAUCUGUCAGAAGACAUUGCUAACAAACUGGCUGGAGCUCUGGGGAGAUUGCCCCAAAAAGUGAUUUGGAGGUUUUCUGGAACCAAACCAAAGAAUCUAGGAAACAACACGAAGCUUAUAGAAUGGUUACCACAAAAUGACCUGCUUGGGCAUUCAAAUAUUAAAGCCUUCCUGAGCCAUGGUGGUUUGAAUAGUAUUUUUGAAACUAUGUAUCACGGUGUACCUGUAGUGGGAAUCCCACUCUUUGGAGACCACUAUGAUACUAUGACUCGGGUCCAGGCAAAAGGCAUGGGGAUAUUGCUAGAAUGGAAGACAGUUACUGAAGGAGAGCUAUAUGAAGCACUGGUGAAAGUUAUCAAUAAUCCCAGCUACCGUCAGAGGGCCCAGAAGCUUUCAGAAAUCCACAAGGAUCAACCUGGUCACCCUGUCAAUCGGACUGUCUAUUGGAUAGAUUACAUUCUUCGUCACAACGGAGCCCAUCACCUACGUGCCGCUGUCCAUCAAAUCUCUUUCUGUCAGUAUUUUUUACUGGAUAUUGCCUUUGUGCUUUUGCUUGGUGCUGCCUUGUUCUACUUCUUCUUGUCCUGGGUGACAAAAUUUAUCUACAGAAAAAUCAAAAGUUUGUGGUCUAGAAAUAAGCAUAGCACAGUUAAUGGACAUUACCAUAAUGGAAUCCUCAAUGGAAAGUACAAAAGAAAUGGCCAUAUUAAACAUGAAAAGAAGGUGAAAUGAGCCAACAGCCCACAGGAUAGUAACAAAUCUGUUCAGUCAUUGAAUUUUUAUCACUAUAAUUUAGUCUAACAACUACUAAAAGUAAAAUGUUGGUAAACAAUUCUAACACUCCCUUAUCUGAUCUUACUAACAAAAUUCUAUGGAAUUAAGAUGGCUGUAAAAAGCACAAACCUAAAAUGCAAAAAUGUAUUUUAUUCGAAUACUGAUACAGAGAGUUUUGGCACUGAACCUUUUAGAAGCCUUAAUUAUUUAAAUCAAUUAAGUGACCAUGUCAGACCUUAGUUUUGAAUCUUGAUAUGUGUGUUUCCCAGAUAAGGAAUGGUUUUUUUUCUCUUAAAAAGAUUUGUUUGUUUGAGUGUAUGUGUGUAUGUAUG
Messenger RNA from Callorhinus ursinus (northern fur seal), 2250 nucleotides. RefSeq names its product UDP glycosyltransferase 8 (gene UGT8). Gene Ontology annotation, molecular function: N-acylsphingosine galactosyltransferase activity. The record is from RefSeq and is a predicted model, not a curated record. Gene Ontology annotation, cellular component: endoplasmic reticulum. Gene Ontology annotation, biological process: galactosylceramide biosynthetic process. NCBI's taxonomy places the organism in Eukaryota, Metazoa, Chordata, Mammalia, Carnivora, Otariidae.